This is a messenger RNA of Linum tenue, 711 nucleotides long. The record is from the annotation of a GenBank genome assembly. NCBI's taxonomy places the organism in Eukaryota, Viridiplantae, Streptophyta, Magnoliopsida, Malpighiales, Linaceae.
AUGAACACCAAGCAAGUACUUUUUGUAGGAACAAUCGCCUUGUUGUUGUCAACCAUCUUUGCUACCGAAUCACCAUCAGAAUCCCCGUCAGAUUCCCCAUCGGCGCCAGGCUGGUUUCAAAAUGGGGACGAUUCCUUCACAUUCGCAUCCGUUGUGGUCUUCAUCACCCCAAACUAUGACCCUGACGCAACAGCAGAAUCCGUGAAUAACAACCAAACAAUUCAGGACCUCUGUGCCAAGACUGACGACCCCACCCAAUGCCUCCAAUUCCUCGGGAACACGCCAGAGGCAGACCCUGCCUCCGUCAUCCUCUCGGACAUCAAGAUCCUCAAGGCCCUUCUUAGCGAAGGCUCCUACAUUGCCGUCCAGGAAGGGUCCAAGGACCCUUCUGUGUCCUCCGAAACCAAGAAGAGCCUCGACGUUUGCCUUGAGAAUUAUGACAAAGCAAACAAGAGCUUGGAUGCAGCCUCGACGGCUUGUGCGGAAUGCGUCAAGGAUGAUAAUGGUGGUGAUAAGGCGAAGAAGUGCCCCAAGGAGACAGUUAAGAAACUGACCGCCAUGCUUAGUGCCGUCGUCUCCAACUUUGGUUUCUGCGAUGAGGCAUUGAAUGCUGCAAGUGGGAAUGCUAAGUUGUGGGUUAUGGAUGCCAAUGAUGCCAUGGCCGACGCUGCCAAUGGAGUACUUGCAGUCGCAAAGACACUAGAUUCAUAA